AUGAGUGAUUCAUUUUUCAGAGAUAUUCCAGAGUUCCUCGAAACUCGCGUAAAUGAGUCACUAGAGGCUCGCUCCAAGUCUCUUUCCCAAUUUAAGGAGUUGGGGCCGGCGGAUCACGUUCAUACGACAAAAGUUGGCACUCGAAAUCCGUCAAAAGAAGUUGGAACGUAUCAUUUUGUUUCGGGAAUCGAUGCCUCUUCCUCUGCUUCUUUGGCUGCUUAUCUGAAUACACUCUCGUAUUCCUUAGACAAAAGCCAGCAAUGGUUUUCUAAAUCGCAGACUUGGUCUAUAAAUCACAGUGUAUAUUGCUGCUAUAAUGCAUUCUCACGGUUGGACGUUCGUGUUGAGGCAAAAGUUCCUGGCGGCGUAGACACGUAUGCGAUCGAUGAAAAUGGGCAAAAGCACAAAAUGGAUGUGCGCAUGUGGGUCGAAACCUAUAUGUCUUCCGUACUUCGAUCUUUACUUUAUUCGGAUGAGCUCUACUCUCGCUUCACUGGUCAUCGCAAAUUUAACCCUAUACCCAAUCCGGACAGUGAACUUCGUUUUUUUGAAGCUUUUGAAGAACUUUUCCCCAUGGGUCAUAUACUAGGCUCUUCGCCCGAAAUCCGCAUACCAACAAACGUCAACAAUCAUUUGGUUCGAGGUUUCUUUGUAUACGUUUGUCAAAACUGCCGUUUUAGUGCUGCCCUAAAUUCUUUGGAAAAAUUGCAUAUUAAUUCUCCAGAAGUAUCCGUUCUUUUGGCGCAAUUGUACCUUUUCAUGGAUCAUGAAGUGCAUGCUGUUCGUGUACUGCAUGAAGCAUUGCAAAAACAAAGAAUGUCUGCUGACUUGCUCGUCGUUCAAGCAAGAUAUUUGGUUUCCAAGGAGCGUUUCGACCUUGCGUUGACAAGUGUUAAGCGUGCCGUCCAUGCUUCCCCAUCUGAAUUUGUACCUUGGAUUUGUUUGGCAGAAGUCUAUCUUCAUUUAGAAGACUUUGAUUCUGCGUUGUUGGCCUUAAAUUCUUGCCCAAUGUACACCUAUUAUGAACGAGAUGUGUACCCUAUCCCUCCUCCUACAAAAGCUCACCUUCCAUUGCCAGUCGGCUUCCCUAAAGAAGAACUUGAAGGGGAAAAUGGGAAUGGACGAGCCGCCUCCGUGGACUUGAUAGAUCCUUACCUUGCCCGCCUCCCUUCUCCGAGCCUUCGUGGUACCUUUGCAAAAGUUUACGAGUUAUUAACACUCAUCUGCUCAAAAAUUGGCUGGGAUGAGCUAUUACGAAUCCGUUCCUCUGUCUUCGUUAUGGAAGAAGAAUACCGCUCACUGAAUGAUAAUAGCAAACCUAAUCCAGAAACGAAAGAGGAUGUCAUUACAGGUGAGCCCUCAGUUAAUAAGCAAGAUGGUAACGAAUCUCACUUGGAUAAGCCAGAGGCCAUAAUGAGCAGUUCUGCCCAGAACCUGAACGUUCAUAAUAAGCGCUUAUGCGAACGAUGGUUGGAUAACCUUUUUAUGGUUUUAUAUGAAGAUCUACGUGUGUUUACCAUCUGGCGUGCUGAGUACACGCAUUUUAGGUCACAGGGAUUGGUUUACCGUAAGUCUCCUAUGGAAUGGGAAAUUUUGGGUGAAGUAGCUUUCCGUUUACACCAUCGUGUUGAAGCUGUCGAAGCUUUUUGUGCUUGUCUUGAGAAUAUGUUUUCGUUCAAAGCAUGGAAGACCAUGCUAAUAAUUUGUGCUGAGGAUAACAAUAUAGAAUUGGUACUGACAGCUAUUGCUAAACUGACUCUUUCUAAUUAUCGCUGGUACCAAGAGUACUCUCCAUUCUUGUUAGAGCAUAUUAAAAAUAGAAUCAUGCAAGACGGUGCGUUGAAAAUGAAGAGUAUAUUGGCUUCUACUAGAUUGGAUCCCUACAUCCUAAAUCUGAUCCACAAGCUUUAUUUCGAAUGGGCAAUUGUUUUUCAGAUUCCUGGACAUGAAUUAUAA
Messenger RNA from Schizosaccharomyces osmophilus, 1956 nucleotides. It is a transcript of the gene bch1, whose product is annotated as exomer complex ChAPs family (Chs5p-Arf1p-binding) protein Bch1. The transcript is spliced from 3 exons. Gene Ontology annotation, molecular function: protein binding. Gene Ontology annotation, biological process: Golgi to plasma membrane transport. NCBI's taxonomy places the organism in Eukaryota, Fungi, Ascomycota, Schizosaccharomycetes, Schizosaccharomycetales, Schizosaccharomycetaceae. Bases 1 to 1956 code for a protein of 651 amino acids. Gene Ontology annotation, cellular component: exomer complex. The record is from RefSeq and is a predicted model, not a curated record.